This is a messenger RNA of Plasmodium adleri (nom. inval.), 2463 nucleotides long. RefSeq names its product conserved Plasmodium protein, unknown function. Bases 1 to 2463 code for a protein of 820 amino acids. The transcript has a single exon. The record is from RefSeq and is a predicted model, not a curated record. Gene Ontology annotation, molecular function: protein binding. Lineage: Eukaryota; Apicomplexa; Aconoidasida; Haemosporida; Plasmodiidae.
AUGGCCAAGUCACACAUCGAAAUUGCAAAACAACUUAAACAUAAUUCAAUAGAAUUAAAAGAAUAUUUUGAAGAUCUCUAUAACUGGCAAAAUGAUAUAAAGAAAAAAGAAGAAAAGGAAAAGGAAGAAAUCAAACUUAAAAAUAUAUACAACAACAAUAAUAAUAAUAAUAAUAAUAAUAAUAAUAAUAAUAAUAGUAAGGGUUUCGAAAAAAAUAUAGGAAAUAUCUACAAUAAAAAUAUAAAAUUCUCAUAUCUUAAAAGAGAUUGUAAUUCAUUGGAUACAUAUUAUAAAGCAUGGGACAAAUUAAAUAUAGAUGAUAUUGAGAACAGUACUGAACAGGUUAAUGAAAAAUACGAAGAUAUUCAUAAAAAUUAUGAACAUGUUAAUAAAAAAUAUGAAAGUGAUCAUAAAAAUUAUGAACACGUUAAUAAAAAACAUGAAAGUAUUCAUAAAAAUUAUGAACAUGUUCAUAAUAAUAGCCAUAAUGACACUAUAUUUUGUGAAAAUUAUAAAAAUAAUAUACAAAUAGAAAACACACCAAAUUUAGUACAAAAUAAUGAUAAUGGAAACGAAAAUGAAACGUUGAAUCACAAGAGAGAACAAAACAAUCAUGUAGAAGGAAUCCAUAGUGAUCUUUAUAUAGAAAAAAGUCAGUCAUCUCAUGACAUAAGUAAUUUAAAUAAUAAGGAACAUAUAAUAAAACAAGUGUAUAAAGCAUAUGAAAUAUAUUUAGCUAAAAAUGAAGAAGGGAAAUUAAAUUAUCAAAAGAAGAAUUAUCAUAGGUGUUUAGAAAAUUACAAUGAUAUAAUAAAUUACAUAGAUUACGAAUUAAAAUGUGACAAUAUAUUUAUUGAAAUAGAGAAAAAUUGUAAUAAUGAAUUACAUAUAGAAGUCAUAUCAGAUAAUUACAACUUUGAUAAGAAAAAAGAAGAAUUAUAUAUUGUACGUACAAAAACGCUUAUAAAUCGUUCUUUGGUAUAUCAAAGAUUAUCAGCACACUUUGAAAGUAUAGAUGAUUGUUCUACAGUAAUUUUAUUUUAUAAUUAUUUUUUACCAAAUAUGAAAAAUAAUACAACAUAUAAUAUUAAAGACCUGGGUAACAUGAAUAUUAAAAAUAUUAUAUUUAAGGCAUAUUAUUUAAGAGGUAUAGCAAGAUAUAAAUUAAGAAUAUAUAAAUUAUCACUAAAUGAUUUUAAGGAAUCUAAAAUUUUAUCUAAUGAUAUAAAUUCAAGUACAACAAUAAAUAUUGAUAACACCAUUCAUGUUGUUGAGGAUAUAAUUGAGAAAAUUAAUGUGAAAAAAUAUAUAAGAAGACGAAAUGAAUAUACAACUAUCCCUGUGAAUAAUUCUAGAUUAAAGCCAAGAAAAUUAACCAUUGAAAUUAUACCUGAGGAAUAUACAAAAGGUAUAACCUUUUUUGAUAAAUUAUCUCAAAAAAAUAAGAAUUCUACAAAUAAAGAUAUUCAAUUUUUAGAAGAUGAACAUAAAAGUAAUUUGCAUCAUGAUAAUUAUGAAGAAAUAGAAUAUAAAAAGCAAAAUAUAUCUUCUAAAAAAGAAAUAAUAAAAAAUGAAGAUAGUGAUGAUCAAAAUGGUUAUGAUAAGGAAAUAUUAGAUAGGGAUGGAACAGAAAUAGAUAGAGAUAUAUAUAAAAAUUCUAUUGACAAAGGAGACAUACAAGAAGAAAAUAAAAAAAUCAAAGACAAAAAGAAAAGUAUUUUACGAAACAGUUAUAAAAAAAUAAAUAAUAGUUUAAAAGAGAAUAAUAUUUCUAGAAGCCAAAGUAUAGAGAGUAAUAAUAGUAGUAUAACAUUAAGUGAUGAAUCAUUGUAUAGUGAUAUAGAAAAUGGUAAUUCUGGCAAUCUAACAAGUUUAUCAUUACAUAAAAAAGGACUAAAUAAUAAUAAUAAUAAUAUCAACAAUAUUAGUAGUCAUAAUAAUUAUUGUUCUGCACAAAUAAAAAACAAAAUAAACUUUGAGAUUUUAUGGAAUUCAAAUAAGAUAAGAACAAGUUUUAAGAAUCAAAUAGAUAUUUUAAGAACUGCAUUUUUAGAAGAAGGAAUAUUUCAUUUUCAUUUAGACAAAGAUAUGUAUGUUGAUAUAUUAGAUGCUUUAUUUAAAAAUAAGUUUCUCCAUCUUUUUGAAAAUAUACAAGAUGAUGAAGAAAGAAUAAAAAAUAUAUUAGCAAUAAAUAAUGAUAACAACAUAAGCAAUUAUAAUAAGAAAGAAAAGAGUCAAUUUAUAAAUUGUAACGAUUGUAUAAUAUUAAUAGAUAUAUUAUAUCACUUAACCGAUCAUGGGAAGGAUAAUUAUAUCUUUCUUUUCAUUGAUAAGGACGAAAGAGCCAUUUUAUUAAAUUUCUUGACUUUCUCGAUAAAACAUAUAAAUACUUUUAUGGGUGGAGAAAAAUGCAUAAAGGAGAACAUGGUGUUAUUAAAAAGUUUGAUCGAAGGAUUGAUUUAA